This is a messenger RNA of Hipposideros armiger (great roundleaf bat), 2753 nucleotides long. It is a transcript of the gene CNKSR1, whose product is annotated as connector enhancer of kinase suppressor of Ras 1. The transcript is spliced from 20 exons. Gene Ontology annotation, molecular function: protein binding. NCBI's taxonomy places the organism in Eukaryota, Metazoa, Chordata, Mammalia, Chiroptera, Hipposideridae. Bases 16 to 2403 code for a protein of 795 amino acids. The record is from RefSeq and is a predicted model, not a curated record.
ACAGGCGGUGGGCCAAUGGCCGUCUCAGCGCCUCACCUAGUCAGCCACGUGGGCCCAGGUAUGCUGGUGGCUCCGCCCAGGGCCCAGCCCGGUCCCUCCCCAGCCCUGGGCUCCGGGAGCGGAAAUUCCUGCGCCGGCGGGACGGAUCGGACGCCAAUCCCAACGGGCGGACUAGGCCAUGGAGCCAGUAGCGACCUGGACCCCCGGGAAGGCCUCGAUGACUCCCUGCAGGACUAUUGCUUUGAGGACUGGGAGCUGCCUGGCAAAUACCUGCUCCAGCUCUGCCCCCGCAGUCUUGAGGCUCUGACCGUGUGGCCUAUAGGCCACCAGGAGCUCAUUCUUGAAGGGGUGGAACAGCUCAGGGCCCUGACCUCUGGGCUACAGACAGAGAACCUGCAAAGCCUGACAGAGGGGCUGCUGAAGGGGACCCAUGCCUUCCAGAGCUUAGUCCAAGGCUGCCUGGGGGGUUGUGCCGAGACCCCUGCCGAGGUCCUCAGUGCCGCUGUGAAUCUGGUGCGUGAGGCCCGUACCCUCCUUUUCUGGCUCAACAGGUACCUCUUCUCCCACUUAAACGACUUCUCGGCCUGCCAGGAGAUUGGGGAGUUGUGCGGGGAGCUGGGCCAGGCCUUGCAGGAGGACUGUCCAGCGGCUGAGAAGGAGAGCCAAAUCCUGAAGAUUUGCAGCCACGUGGCCGGGAUCUGCCAUAACAUCCUGAGCUGCAGCCCCCAGGAGCUGCUGGAGCAGAGGGCAGUGCUAGAGCGAGUGCAGCUGGAAGAUCCUUUGGGCCUGGAAAUCCACACCACCAGCAAUUGCCUGCACUUCGUGUCCCGAGUGGGCACCGAGCUGCAGAUCCAGCCUGGAGACGAGAUUGUCCAGAUCAAUGAGCAGGUGGUGGUGGGCUGGCCCCAUAAGAAUGUGGUGAGGGAGCUGCUCCGGGAGCCAGCUGGAGUCAGCUUAGUGUUGAAGAAGGUCCCAGUGCCGGAGACCCCGCCACAGACGCCUCCUCCGGCCCUGGACUUCCCACAGCUCAGGGUCCCAUCACUGGUUCUGGCCCCACCGUCUCCCAGGGCCUCGUCUGAAGACAUCUUUGCCUUUGACCUGACUUCAAACCCAAGUUCUGGGCCCAGUCCUGACUCAACAGGCAGUUUCAAAGCCCCACCAGGUGGUGGAUGCCCUGGGCAAGACUCUGCCUCCCUUGACCCUGAGCCCCUCUCCAUCGCCCCUGUACCCCCAGCCACACUCCCAGCAGAGGUAGCAGAGACUCAGAGACCCUCAGAAGAUCCUGACAAGGUCAGCUCAAGGGUUCAACAGGAGGGGGGUGGUUCUGAACCCAGACCCCUCUCUAACUCCCUAUGGUUUUUUCAGAGUUCUGUCCCUGGUCGGAAGAAAUCAAAAGGUGUGGCGACGCGGCUGAGCCGUCGGCGGGUGUCAUGCCGGGAGCUGGGCCUGCCAGACUGUGAUGGCUGGCUCCUGCUGCGCAAGGUGCCCGGUGGCUUCAUGGGUCCACGCUGGCGCCGCUGCUGGUUUGUGCUCAAGGGACACACGCUUUACUGGUACCGCCAGCCCCAGGAUGAGAAGGCCGAGGGGCUCAUCAAUGUCUCCAACUACAGUCUGGAAAGUGGACAUGAUCAGAAGAAAAAAUAUGUGUUCCAGCUCACCCAUGAUGUAUAUAAACCCUUUAUCUUCGCUGCUGAUACCCUUGCGGAUCUGAGCAUGUGGGUGCGCCAUCUCAUUACCUGCAUUUCCAAGUACCAGUCUCCAGGCCGGGGCUCCCUACCCCGAGAGGAAGACUGCUACAGUGAGACAGAAGCAGAAGACCCUGAUGAUGAAGCUGGGUCCCGCUCAGCCUCGCCCAGCCCGGCCCAAGCUUGGAGUCCGCUCCAUGGAGACACAUCACCUGCAGCCACCCCCAUGCAGGGCAGCCCAGAGACCUCCUUCAGCCUCCCAACAGACAACUAUGAAGGGUCACUGGAAGGAAUGGUACAGGGCCUGAGGCAGGGUGGUCUGUCUCUCCUGGGCCAGCCACAGCCCUUCACUCAUGAACAAUGGCGGAGCUCUUUCAUGCGUCGCAACCGUGACCCCCAGCUCAAUGAGCGAGUGCACCAUGUGCGGGCGCUGCAGAGCACACUCAAGGCAAAGUUGCAGGAGCUGCAGGCCUUGGAGGAAGUGCUAAGCGACCCCGAAUUGACUGGAGAGAAGUUCCGGCGGUGGAAGGAGCAGAACCAGGAGCUCUACACAGAGGGCCUGGCGGCCUGCGGAGAGGUGCAGGCUGAGGGCAGCUCCCAAGUCCUGACCUCUGACUCUAGAGAACAGUCUUUCCACCCACUGCCCUCUGACCCUGAGGAAAACGCCCAUCUCUGCCCCCUGGCUCCUGAGAGCAACCUCCAACCUCCUGACCUCUGACCCUGGCCAAUACCCUAGCUCCUGACCUCUGGCCCUGAAGACCACCUUCACUGCCCCAGCCUCUGUCAUGUCUAGAGCAUUCUUGGAUUCUGUUCAACGUUGGAAGUAGAGCUAGUCCAUGGUUUCACCCCAAGCUGAACCCCUCUGCCUGAGCGUCCACCAUUUCCACUACCCUCUCCCCCUUGCCAAUGAAGGCGUGGGAGGCUGGGCUGAAAGAAACUCUCCCAUCCAUCCUGCCCCCCUCCAAGGUCUUGGCACUUCUUUCCUCCCCAGACCAGUCUGUACAGCCAUUCUUCACUUUGCACAAGAGACAGUUUUCAACCAAAUAAAGUCAAUUUCUCUGACAUGAA